AUGACUCUUCCGGCUCUUUUGACUGUCGACGACUACCGAAAGUACUCGGAACGGAAUCUCGUCAAGUUGGCGAGAGACUAUUACGAGAGCGGCUCCGAGCAAGAGCACACUCUCCGCCGCAACGAAUCCGCCUUCGACCGGUACUCGAUUCCUUCCCCGUUCCUCUUCCGACUCCCUCUCUUUCAGCCUUCUGAUCCGUCCAAGAUGUCUUCGUUCCGUCGAGAAAAUCGACACUUCAAUCGAAUGGCUCAACGGGCGGAAAGUGGAAUUUCCGAUCGGAAUCGCCCCGACGGCGUUUCAGAAAAUGGCGACAAAGGAUGGAGAGCUGAGCACGGCGCGCGGGGCAGCAGCCAGCAAAUCUAUUAUGAUCUGCAGUUCUUGGGGCACAACGUCUAUUGACGACAUUGGGAAGGAAGCGAAGAUCGUCGGGGCGACCCUCUGGUUUCAGGUACUUGCCGGACAUCUUCGGAAGUAGAGCAACUGAACCAUUUUAGUUGUACGUCUACAAGGAUCGCGCUGUCACCGAAUCUCUGAUCAAUCGGGCGGAAGCGGCAGGAGUUGAAGCACUCGUUCUGACUGUAGACACUCCGGUGCUCGGGCGUCGCCUUAAAGACACUCACAACAAAUUCUCCCUGCCGAAACACCUGAAGUUUGCGAACUUCGAGUCGAACUGUCAGGCCGAAAUGCCAAAAGGAGCUGCAGGAGAAUCUGGAUUUAUGCAGUACGUCAGUUCCCAAAUCGACCCGUCUCUCGAUUGGAACACUCUUAAAUGGAUUCGAUCGUAUGUGAAAAAGACUGAAAAAGAUGAUAAUGGAUUAUUCAGAAAGACAUCGCUGCCAGUGAUUGUGAAAGGAGUGAUGAGAGGAGAUGACGCAUUGCUGGCUCUAGAAGCGGGUGUCGAUGGAAUCAUCGUGUCGAAUCAUGGAGGUCGACAGAUGGACAGUUCGAUUGCUACUGUAAUUAAAACGAAGAAAACUAUCGAAGAACAAUCAUUUUCCAGAUUGAAGCCCUUCCAGAUGUUGUGCGUGCCGUCGGCGACCGAAUCCCCGUGUUUCUGGACGGCGGCGUCCGCAAUGGCCGGGAUAUUCUGAAAGCAGUGGCUCUAGGAGCGCGCGGUGUUUUUGUGGGCCGCCCGGUCCUCUGGGGACUGGCCACAUCGGUAUUACUUCGAGGGCUCCGCUCUGUCUAAGCGUUCAAUCAACAACUUGCGUGUUUAGGGUUCUUCGGGAGUGGCCGCUGUUGUCGGAAUUCUUCAGUCCGAGUUCCGGCACGCCAUGCAGUUGUCCGGAUUCAGGUCGAUCGACGAGCUUCGAAAAGAUGAGCAUACUGUUGUGCACACAUCGAAACUCUAA
This is a messenger RNA of Caenorhabditis sp. 36 PRJEB53466, 1352 nucleotides long. Lineage: Eukaryota; Metazoa; Nematoda; Chromadorea; Rhabditida; Rhabditidae. The record is from the annotation of a GenBank genome assembly.